Molecule: messenger RNA, 1636 nt
Organism: Drosophila innubila
Lineage: Eukaryota; Metazoa; Arthropoda; Insecta; Diptera; Drosophilidae
Product: dihydrolipoyllysine-residue succinyltransferase component of 2-oxoglutarate dehydrogenase complex, mitochondrial-like
Exons: 7
Coding region: 47-1444 (465 amino acids)
Biological process (GO): tricarboxylic acid cycle
Cellular component (GO): oxoglutarate dehydrogenase complex
Molecular function (GO): dihydrolipoyllysine-residue succinyltransferase activity
Source: RefSeq, a predicted model, not a curated record
UAUUUGUUAAUUCUGAAUAAAAACAAAGCUACAAAAAUAACUUGCAAUGACGAGCAUUAUACGGACAUUGACCAGACGCAUGCGACUCGACGUGCAACAUGUUGGCCUUAAAGUCCUGCGGAUGCGUAAGUUACACUUUAGCGUCCGUCAGUAUUCACAACUGGCAGCAAUGGUGGCAGCGCAGAGGCAACAACAACAGCAACUGUUGCGUCAAGGACCAGAUACAAUAUUUGAUUGCCACCGCCAAGGAGCGUUGCGAUCCUUAGACUGGCAAAACUUUCAUACUACCAGCAGCUUGUGGUCUGAGCAGGUAAUAAAGGUGCCUGCAUUUCCCGACUCCAUUUCCGAGGGCGAUAUUAGGUUCACUUGCAAGGUGGGAGACUCUUUUGCGGCAGAUGAGGCCGUCAUGGAAAUAGAAACCGAUAAGACGACAAUGCCGGUGCCGGCUCCCUUUGCUGGAAAAGUGUCGGCAAUUCUCGUGAAGGAUGGUGAUACUGUAAAGCCCGGUCAAGAGCUGUUUAAAAUGACCCCUGGUGCUGCUCCCGCCAAGCCAGCCGCUGCUCCAGCAGCACCUGCCCCCGCUCCAGCAGCACCUGCUCCUGCGCCUGCAGCAGCAAGGCCACCUACUCCGCCGCCACCAACACCACGGCCGGCAGCAGCUACAGCCCCACCUCCCCCUUCACCACCCCCACCUAAGCCAGCUUCUGCACCUGCUGGAAGUGAUGUACCUAGAAUUUCGGGCACGCGUUCAGAGAAACGCGUCAAGAUGAACCGCAUGCGUCUGAAGAUUGCGGCGCGCUUGAAGGAUGCACAGAACACAUGCGCCAUGUUGACCACCUUCAAUGAGAUUGAUAUGAGUUAUGCGAUGAAUUUCCGGAAAGAAAACCAGGACUCAUUUAUCAAAAAGUAUGGGAUUAAAAUUGGAUUUAUGUCCAUCUUCUCGAAGGCCUGCGCCAGUGCAUUACAGGAUCAGCCUGUAGUAAAUGCUGUCAUCGAUGGUCAAGAAACUAUAUAUCGUGACUUUAUUGAUAUUUCGGUGGCCGUUGCCACGCCCCGUGGACUGGUCGUACCUGUCAUUCGCAAUGUGGAGAACAUGAAUUAUGCGGACAUUGAGAAGGCACUGGGCACUUUGGCGGAUAAGGCGAAGCGAGAUGCAAUUACCGUUCAGGAUAUGGAGGGUGGCACCUUUACCAUUAGCAACGGCGGUGUCUUUGGUUCAUUAUUGGGCACACCCAUUAUAAACCCGCCGCAGAGUGCCAUUCUCGGCAUGCAUGGGAUCGUUGAGCGCCCCAUUGCUGUCUCGGGUCAGGUCGCGGUACGACCCAUGAUGUAUGUGGCCCUGACCUACGAUCACCGACUGAUUGAUGGACGUGAGGCGGUGUUGUUUUUGCGCAAGAUAAGGUCUUUUCUGGAAAAUCCGGAAGAACUUUCCCGCCCAUUGUAAAAUGUACAACACUAAACAAAAGCAAAGACUAAAUUUAGUGUGUAAACCGUAACUAACAUUUAUUUGAUGUAUUAAUGUAUGUGAUGCACCUUUAAAAUUUUGAAAUUCUAUUUUAAAUUCCACUUCAAGACAUGAGUAACUAUGUAUCUAUUUGUUGACAAAUAUAAAAAAAAGAAUAAACAACUCUCUACU